Daucus carota subsp. sativus is the source of this 1799-nucleotide messenger RNA. Its product is annotated as violaxanthin de-epoxidase, chloroplastic. The transcript is spliced from 2 exons. The record is from RefSeq and is a predicted model, not a curated record. Gene Ontology annotation, molecular function: violaxanthin de-epoxidase activity. Gene Ontology annotation, biological process: xanthophyll cycle. NCBI's taxonomy places the organism in Eukaryota, Viridiplantae, Streptophyta, Magnoliopsida, Apiales, Apiaceae. Bases 37 to 1632 code for a protein of 531 amino acids.
ACCCAUUGUUUGGGAUUGGUGUGUCCAAAUACGAACAUGACCUCCUCCAUCAGUGCACCCCCCUGGAUUGUUCUGGAAUCGGGUACACCCGGUUUCUACCCGACCCACCCGUUUGUUCGAAUCCACCGGAACAGCCAUAAUAAUAUUGCCGCUAUCCGGUCAAAAUCCAGUCGGAAAAGCAGCGUGUGCGUAUCAACAACAAGCAUAAAUGAAACGGAGGGUAAAGAUAUAAAUGAGACGGUGAAAAUAGUGGGUAUUGUUGGACAAGGCAGCUUGAGCCCUCUUAACUCUGCUUCUUGGCACGAAGUCAUGCUUCACACUGCCAAGAGACUAAAAUGGGUUGAUGAUGGAUUUGAAAUGGUGGUAUUUACUGAUAACAUUCAGCAAUCUUCUGACGAGACAGUUAAGAAUCUUACCAAGGAUCUACAUUAUGCAAAUAUGUUGGUGCUUAUUUCUGUACAUAAUGAAGAAUCAGUAAAAUGGAUUCAACAGAACAGCCAAAACAUCCCAAACAUAGUAUGCUUUGAGUCCUCUCCAGGACUAAGUAACAAGCUAGGAGGGUCACUUGUCCAGAGAAAAACCAGGGUGGACAUUUUCAGCAAACUAUCAGAAAUUUCUCAGCCUAAGAAAGCAAAUGAAUCAGAAGAAGUUGUUAAAACAAUUUACGAUGCUUGGGACCGGCAUAACUCGGAUGAUAUAAGAUUCUCUUUGCUAGUAAUAAUUAAUGCUUAUAUACGACCAGUUUCAAUAUUGAAAAACCUCAGAGCACAAGGUUUCUCUACGCUUAGUUGCAUGGUAAAGAAUUGUGGGCCUCAGGUCUUUAACUGUCUCUUAGAUCCUAAUUGUAGGAAGGCUCUUCAAUGCCUGAAUCAAUGCAGUCCAGUAGAUCAGGUAUGUAACUAUCAAUGUAUUGCUUCAUAUGAGAGUCCAGCACUAGAAGAAUUUUCUCUUUGCGUAUUACAGAAGAACAAUUGCCUUGAGUUGGAGGCAAAGAUCCCUGAAAAACCUUAUGUCUCACCGAUGAAUAGCUUCCGAGGGAAAGACCUGAGUCAUGAAAUUGCUGAGGAUCUUUUUGUGGGUUGUUUAGGGAAUUUGGACUGGAGUUGGCGUGUUGUAGCAGGACAGAACCCUGCCUACGAUCAGUUUCCUUGUCAGUACCAGCUCUUCUACAGAGGCAAGGCAAGGGGGUCAUUCUGGUAUGAGCCAGUUUUUCAGGUGAAAACCUUGGAGGGGGGGUUAGUUUGGAGGCGGCGAAAAUAUCGAGUUAAAAGAAGCAAAGUUCCUGGGACAUUUAAUUUUACUGUAUUGGAUAAUGGGGUGGUUUCAAAUGAGUUCUGGACUAUUGUGGAUGUUGCUGCUGAUUUUAGCUGGGGUUUGUUUCACUAUAGUGGAGCUGCUCGAGUUGCUGGACAAUCUUACACCGGAGCAGUUCUUGUUAGUCCAAACGGUGAAUACCCAGAUGAGAGGGAGCGGGGAAGAUUAGUUUCUGCAUUGGACAGAUGCCACAUCAAAGAGUGGGAGUUGUUCAAUGUUGACAAUUGUUCGUGCAAAGAUCCACCACUGGGCCUUCCAGAAGGUUCGAGUUUGCACAAGAUCAUCAAAGUUGAGGAUCUAAAAGGCUCCUUCAUAUGAUCUUGGGGUGAAAUUCUAAACCUGAAGUCUUGUUGUUUGUUUCUUUUAAUAUUAUACUUGUUUGUAAUGCACAUGUGUUGUGGUUAAGUUAUAAAUAGGUGAGAUUAGGGGAGAAUUUUUUGUAAAAUUAUACAAGCAUGACGGAAAAAUGUUUCUUCUACCAUCAA